CCCUCCUUCGUUUUCUGCUCGCUUUCCCCCCCGCUCUCUAAACAAACCCUUCACCCCUCCCUCACUCUCUCUGUCUCUCUCUAGAAGCCCAAACCCCUUUCUCUCUCUUCACUCCCGCUCUCGAGCCUCCCCACCCUCCUCCUGCUCCCGCCUCCGGCGUUCAUUGCCGUCUGAGAUCGGCGAAAUCCCGUGAAUCCACCGGGAAACCAUGUCCGGUGGCGUCCGAGCUCCCAACCGUCCGGCUCCGCCGCCUGCCGCCUCCCCUGCCCAGAUCUUCCAGCCACCAAAGCGCCACCUUGCCUUCACAUCCACCAAGCCCCCCUUCGUCCCCCAGGAUGACUACCACCGCUUCUCCUCUCCCCACAAUGCUGACGCCCGCAGGGCGGUAGCUCCAGAUCAGGAAGCUGAUGCUGUCGUCUUUAGAUCUCCCUUAAAACACAAAGGUGGAGUAGAAGACAAUGAAGUCGUGUCUAGCCUGUGGACUAACAGCCCUGGGGCUUCAAACUUAAUUAGCAGUCCCUUCCAAACACCUGUCUCGGCAAAAGGGGGAUGGGCAUACAGCAGGGCAAAGGGCACCAGGGGCAAUAAAUCUGCACCUCAGACACCAGUCUCAAAUGCUGGAUCACCUUCUACCCUUACUCCAGCGGGCAACUGCCGAUAUGAUAGCUCCUUAGGUCUUUUGACGAAGAAGUUCAUCACUCUUUUAAAGCAAGGAGAAGAUGGUAUUCUUGACUUAAACAAAGCAGCGGAAACAUUGGAGGUGCAGAAGAGGCGGAUAUAUGACAUAACAAAUGUCUUGGAAGGGAUAGGUCUCAUUGAGAAGAAAAUAAAGAACAGAAUACGUUGGAAGGGGUUCGAUGCCUCGAGGCCAGAAGAGUUGGAUGCCAAUGCUUCUUUGUUGAAGUCAGAAAUUGAAAAACUUUCUCUUGAAGAGCGGGCAAUGGACGAUCGAAUAAGAGAAAUGCAGGAACAAUUAAGGGAUUUAAGUGAAGAUGAAAACAACCAAAAAUGUCUUUUCGUGACUGAAGAAGACAUAAAAGGCCUACCCUGCUUCCAGAAUGAGACCUUGAUCGCAAUUAAAGCCCCUCAGGGGACCACUUUGGAAGUCCCAGAUCCUGAUGAAGCUGUUGACUAUCCACAAAGGAGAUACAGGAUAAUUUUCAGAAGCACAAUGGGUCCAAUUGAUGUCUAUCUUGUCAGCCAAUUUGAAGAGAAGUUUGAGGAGAUGAAUAAUGUGGAGCCACCGUCAAGCUUUCCAUUGGCUUCCGGCACUAGGUCAAGUGCAAGUACAAGUGGGGAGGGAUUCAAUGCUGUAAGCAACAACGCAGAAAUCACUGAAUCUGAAGCUUAUCCUUAUCAAGUGUCCUUGGAUGCAAAUGGCUCAAAUGAAUCUGUGGGGGGAAUCAUGAAAAUUGUCCCAUCUGAUGUCGAUAACGAUGCAGAUUACUGGCUCCUGUCAGACGUUGAUGUCAGCAUCACCGAUAUGUGGAGAACAGACUCUGGUGUUGAGUGGAAUGCGAUGGAUAUGCUUCAAUCAGACUUUCCAGUGGAAGAUGUGGGCACACCAAGGCCAAAUUCUCCGCCAUCAGAAGUUGCUGAAGUUCCCGUGAACACUGUUAACUCUCGUAAGAGAUGAUACAAAAAGCCCUGAGAAGUGCAUUCCUUCGUCAAAGCUUCAACCGUCACCUGCCGCCAGUUUUUAGCCGCGAUGGGGGCUCAGAUGCAUGUUCAAAGAAGUUGAUGGCAAUAUUACCCAGUAUCGAGGUCCCUGGCCAUUCUGUGGUGGGGGCUUAGAUGAAAUUCCUAGCAAUUGCUCCGGUCAAGGAGUUGAUCUUGAAGGUGGGUUCAGUUUUAUGAAGGACCAAGAAAGAGGAAAACAAGGCACCAUCCGACUUACAAUGAAGUCUGUAAAACAGCGGACACCGUUAAACCUUUAUUACUGUGUUGACUGUCUGGUUGACAUCCUUUAUGUCCUGCAUUUCAUUCUGUUUGUUAUAUUGGCCUCUACUGUCCAUUUAUUAAUGGCCGGGCCCUGCACACAACACAGCUCGAGUUAGUGGAAUGACUAUAUAGGUCUCAGACAAGUGGAUGCUCAUACUAUGUGGCCCCGUUUGCUGAAUGAUGAAACAAGAAAUCGAAUCUGAUGAAA
Punica granatum (pomegranate) is the source of this 2149-nucleotide messenger RNA. The record is from RefSeq and is a predicted model, not a curated record. NCBI's taxonomy places the organism in Eukaryota, Viridiplantae, Streptophyta, Magnoliopsida, Myrtales, Lythraceae.